This is a messenger RNA of Copidosoma floridanum, 1348 nucleotides long. RefSeq names its product poly(A) RNA polymerase GLD2-like. NCBI's taxonomy places the organism in Eukaryota, Metazoa, Arthropoda, Insecta, Hymenoptera, Encyrtidae. Gene Ontology annotation, biological process: RNA 3'-end processing. Gene Ontology annotation, molecular function: nucleotidyltransferase activity. The record is from RefSeq and is a predicted model, not a curated record.
UUUCUUUCUGUUCAGACAAAGGCUGCAGUGUGCGUCCAAUUUUUAAUCGCUUAAAAGUAAAGCUAUUGUCAGAAUUGAUAGUUCAAAGACUAGAUUUUGCGCGUUUUUUUUUUCAUUAUAUUAGUUUUAUCCGUUGGAAAAAAAUGUCAGAAAAUUGGCAAACGUUUUGUUACGAAAUUUCGGCAAAAUUUCACGCCAAUCUUUCAAUGUUUUCUGAAACAAUGGAUCCUCCGGGUGGUUACUACGCUUUGUACGGACUGUCCAGAGAGAUUUGGGAUAAAUUUGAAACCAACAAGCAAACAGAUAGAGAGUUGAAAAACAAGAUUUUAAUGUGGAUUCAGUUUGGCGAAUGCGUGAUGAGUGCAUUUCCAAAUUAUGGGUUUUACCUGGCUGGCUCUACUUUCAACGGUUUUGGUUUGAAAGAUGGUGACGCCGACAUUACUUUUGUAACGCACCAUUCAACACCUGACAAGUGGACGUGUAUAUCUAUUCUUAGUACACUUUUGGCCACUUUGAAAGAAAAAUACAGACACUUGCGUGCUUCUGAAAUGAUAUCAGCAGCACUUGUGCCGAUUAUUAAAUUUGACGAUACGCAAUUUGGCAUAAGCGUGGAUAUUAAUUGUAGUAAUACAACUAAUAUAAGAAACACACAUUUAUUAUACACGUAUUCGAGAGUCGAUUGGAGGGUUCGUCCGUUGGCGGUGGUUGUUAAGUUAUGGGCAAAGCACCAUAGGCUUAGAGAAUCAUACUUGACUAGCUACGCAUUGAUGCUGAUGCUGAUUAACUUUUUGCAAACUGUUCAGCCACCAGUUCUACCUUGUCUUCAAAAUCUUUUGAAAGAUAAGUUCAAGCGUGACCAAAAUAUUCAGGAGUUGAAUUUUUUUGAAAAGUUUUACAUUCCGUUUACCUCUCGAAACUGCCAAACUUUAGCUGAAUUACUUCUUGGAUUUUUUUCGUACUACAAGGAUUUUGAUUUUGCGAGAAAUGUUAUAUCAGUCCGAGAAGGUCGUACUAUUCCACUACAACAAUACAAGAUAACAUACUACCAUGACAUGGCCACCUAUUCAUACAGAUAUUUGUACAUUAUCAUUGAAGAACCUUUUCAUUUGGCAAACAUAAGCAAAACAGUACGUUUCAUUCAUGAAUUUGCAAGGAUAAAAAAAAUUUUUUCGUCUUCAAACGACAGACUUAGCAGCUCUAAGACCUUAGAUUCCCUAUUUUUUAAUUGUUAAUCAUUGUGUGCUCAUUACAACAAAAUAUUGUUUUUCUUUUUUCCUCUGUGUAACUUAUUUUUCAUGUAAUCCUUUUACGUCCCUCGAAUCUUACACUUGCAUGUAAUAAAAAUAAU